Molecule: messenger RNA, 3894 nt
Organism: Panthera uncia (snow leopard)
Lineage: Eukaryota; Metazoa; Chordata; Mammalia; Carnivora; Felidae
Gene: SPG21
Product: SPG21 abhydrolase domain containing, maspardin
Exons: 9
Coding region: 2360-3301 (313 amino acids)
Cellular component (GO): trans-Golgi network transport vesicle; cytosol
Molecular function (GO): CD4 receptor binding
Source: RefSeq, a predicted model, not a curated record
CGGGGUGUGGGUGUGUGAUGUGUAUAGGUUUGCAGGUGGGUGUGUAUGUACUGUGUGCGGCUGCCUCUGUUGGUGUGACUUUGUUAGUGUGGCCCCUAGUGGGCCGGUCCAUGUGAUCAUGCACGUGACCGCAUGUCCCUCUGUGUAUGUGUAUCUGUCUAUCUGUCUGAGGUCAAGUUUGACUUCCUGAGGUGGUCGUUGUACUGUGACCCUGCCUUGUUGUGGCUUUCACAGGCGGGACUGGGAAAGGGUGGGGUCUGUGUUUGGAUCAUCUGGGGAUGGGGGUGCGGGUCUCUUGACCAGGGCAUACUAUUGUAAUCUGGUCCCGGGGAUACACUGCUGCAGCCCAGGAAUAUGUUUUUCAACUUUUAAGAACUCUGAGCAGAAGCUAGUUAUUUCGAAGACUGCACCUCAGCCUGAAAGUGACAAAUGUCUUUGUCAUUGCUCAGUACCUGGUGUGAGACUUGUGAAUGGGGGAUGAGGAAAGUAACAGGACUAGAGUGCGUUGCUUUCCUUCUUCUGGCUUUCCUAGGGAGUUAUAAAUUCUGCAUUUAUGCUGCUGCUUUGUCUUCUUGUACAAUGUUCCAGCUCCUGUUAGCAGCAUGAUUCAAGAGACCGAGGAGUAACUUAAUAGCUGUGUGCAAAUUUCCAAGAGCUUUUAUACCAAGACAGUACAAGAUGAGGUGUCACAGAAGAAAUGUCAAGUUGGCAGCUUUUCCUCCCAUGAGGUUUAGACAAUAAUGGAGUAAGUUCCUGAAGAAAAGAGGGAUAAAUGUUCCCCUAAAGAAAUCUGGAGGAAGAAAGGAUAGCUGUGUACUGGUGUGGUGAGCUGUUGAGAUUUGCAUUAAAAAAGCCAACUGCAUUGCCUAGAGACUCUCAGGUCCUAAUAUUUAGUUACUGCUGGCAUUAAUAAUCACAGACUGUCCAUAUGUGGAUCAACUACAGAUUGAGAUAAAGGAUCCAAAAACCUCUGACUAGUUAAUCUGGUUAUGUGACUUAAACAUUUUUAAAGAUGAUUUCAUUGACUGUAAACUGGCAGGUUCUGUUGAAUCCCUGAGGGGUAAGUGCACACUCACAAUUGGCAAUUUUAUUGUCUAGCACCACAGGGCCAGAGAGGACUAACUGUCCAAAGUACUCCCUGAGGAGGGAUUUCUUUAGGCAAGAUUAAGGCUGAUCUCUGUAGCCCUUUUCCCACCAGCAUGAACAGGUGCUUUUGUUUUUGCGAAGAAUUGAAUUGUGAGAGAUCAGAUCAGUGUUGAGCUCCUGGUCGACAUUCUUUCUUAUUUAAUAGUGACCAGCUUGGUCACAAUCUCAGUUAACCUUUUUUUGCCAUAUACAGAAUGUUCCUCUCGUGACUUGGAAAAGUAUACCCCUUUAGUGAAUGAAAGAGAGCUCGGAGAACAGACUUCCUUUUCAUACCACUCACAGCUGCUUUCUCUUUGCAGCAGUGAGUUUUUUUGUUGGUUUUUUUUUAACUUAGAUGUCAGUUGGUCAGAUGCAACAUUUGGUAUCUAUCUUACCUUUCAUGUAUUGCCAAACUAACACAAGUGUUAAAAUCACUUGCCUCUACAAAAAUUUAGUCACAGUUGGGUGGAAUCUCUCCAUCCAGUGAGAUUAGUUAUAAAAUGUUAUACUGAGGUGGUUGUGAAUAAUGCUGAGGACUGUGGUAAGGCACAUCUUUCUACUUGUUGCUCUGGGAAGAAGUGGAUGUCAGUGAAUGUGUGUGCCUGUGUAUGAUCUGUAUGUCUAUGAUAGUUUGGUUUGUACCUUGCAGCUGAUUCCAAAACUGAAUUAAUUUAUCCCAAGUUUGGCAAAUCUAGAAGCUACCUUUCUGGCUUUAAGUAGCUUAGAUAUUUUAUAAACCUACUGAGUAGAUUCCAGGGGCUUAGAUUUUUUUUUUUAACAUGUUAAUAUUCGUUAAGAGAAAAUGGAUAUGCAAAGAACGAUUUUCUUUAUUCCAGGAUGAAUUAUAACUACAUCUGUGCACACUGAUUUCAGCAUAAGACUGGCUAAUGAUAUUCUUGGUACUUUUGAGAACAGCUUAUGAUUUUAACAAACUUUUCUAAAAUUACCAUCCUAGCCUUGAGGGAACAGACCAUUAUUGCAAUGUCAAGGUUGUAAAUCAAGUUUAAUAAUGGAUGCCUACGUCUCCCAUCUCCUUGGGGUUUAGUAACCUCCCCAAGAUUAGAGGUAACUGUUAUGAUUGCUAAGUUCCCUGAAUUCCUGAGUUGGCAGAUGUGGAGGGCCAAAAAGGAGUCCCCAGCUCCUGGCCAGUCCAGAGAACUGCACCCGCUGACCAACCACUCAAAAUAACAAUUCAGAGUCAGCCCAGGAGGGUUAACCUCCAUUUCAGCUAAUCAUGGGAGAGAUUAAAGUCUCUCCUGAUUAUAACUGGUUUAGAAGUACAGUUCCCCUUAAAAAGAUUAUCGUGGAUGAUGAUGAUAGUAAAAUAUGGUCGCUGUAUGAUGCAGGCCCCAGAAAUAUCAGGUGUCCUCUGAUAUUUCUUCCCCCUGUCAGCGGAACUGCAGAUGUAUUUUUCCGGCAGAUUUUGGCUUUGACUGGAUGGGGUUACCGGGUUAUAGCUUUGCAGUAUCCAGUUUAUUGGGACCAUCUUGAAUUCUGUGAUGGAUUUAGAAAACUUUUAGAUCAUUUACAACUGGAUAAAGUUCACCUGUUUGGGGCUUCUUUGGGAGGCUUUUUGGCCCAGAAAUUUGCUGAAUACACACACACAUCUCCCAGAGUCCAUUCCCUCAUCCUCUGCAAUUCUUUCAGUGACACCUCCAUCUUCAACCAAACUUGGACUGCAAACAGGUCCUUGUUUUACAGCUUUUGGCUGAUGCCAUCAUUUAUGCUCAAAAAAAUAGUUCUUGGAAACUUUUCAUCUGGCCCAGUGGACCCUUUGAUGGCUGAUGCUAUUGAUUUCAUGGUGGACAGGCUGGAAAGUUUGGGUCAGAGUGAACUGGCUUCAAGACUGACCCUGAAUUGUCAAAAUUCUUAUGUGGAACCUCAUAAAAUUCGGGACAUCCCUGUAACCAUUAUGGAUGUAUUUGACCAGAGUGCACUUUCAACCGAAGCUAAAGAAGAAAUGUACAAACUGUAUCCUAAUGCCCGGAGGGCUCACCUUAAAACAGGAGGCAAUUUCCCAUACCUGUGCAGAAGUGCAGAGGUGAAUCUUUAUGUACAGAUACAUUUGCUGCAAUUCCAUGGAACCAAAUACGCGGCCAUUGAUCCGUCGAUGGUCAGUGCUGAGGAACUUGAGGUGCAGAAAGGCAGCCUCAGCAUCAGUCAGGAGGAGCAAUAGUUGUGGUGUUCGUUGUUAAUGAUGCGUGAUCCAGAGAGUUCUUGUACAAUCAUGGCGUCAGUGCCCACCCGGCGGCCUCUCCAUUCGGCUGUCAGGUUCACCGGUUAUCACUGUGUUUGGAAGUAGGACUGAUUGUCGUCUUUGUGACAGGCGGCAGCUCUUCUAAGCCAGUGUAACUGUUCCCUCUUCGGUUUUUUUAGCUUUUGAAUUUGAGGAAGUACUUUUGAAGACUCCCAUUUUAAGAAUUGUGAAAAUUUUGCUACCAAAAGUCAUCACCACUGUGUUCUUAAGCGAAUAUUAAUUUCUGAAGUUUGGGAUUUUGUGAGGGUUUGUUUCCUUUCUUUUCUUUCCUCCUUUCUUUUUAUGUUAUUUGCUGUAAAUGCUGCACAUCCAGAUUGUGUAUCAGAAGGACAUCAGUUAUUUUUAUGAAUUCUUGGUUAUUGCCGGUAUCAAGUGCCAAGCUGUCACCCUACUGUGUGCUCCCUGCAACAUCAACUACUUCUACUUUCCAGUUAUACAGAAUCAUUUUCAGUUUUAUCUGUUGUCUUUCUAGCCAUUACAGUCAUUUGGAAUAAAAACUCACUUUCAGCGAA